AUGAGCAUAGAAGAUGUAAUGUUGGAAGCCCAUAAAUUGGGGUAUCAUAUAGAUGAAAAAACAGUGAAACAUAAUUUUGAGUAUUUUAAACAUAACCUAAACAUGUGUGUAUGUGCAAAUUGUUAAUGUGGAAAUUGUUAAUGCAGGAAUCCCAGAUUUUAAUUGGCUACAAGUUAUAGAAAAAUGUCCUUAACACCUAAAGUCAGUGUAAAAGAUACUCCUAUCACUAUAAGUCCAAGUUUUUAUUAGACAUUUGAGAAUUCUUAUAGGUAGAUGCAAGGUCUCCCAAAUUAAUUUGUUACAAGCAAUUAAAGGUAAUAUAGAGGAUUCAGUCUGGCUGAUACUCCUGUGAGAUCUGCUAAAUCUGGAGUGGCAAACUCUAUUUCUUUUGAGGGGAAUACCAGUUAUAAACAGUUCUUUUAAGAUAAACCUCAAUAAAAGUAUUUGCAAUUCAAGAGACCAUAUGAAAAGCAUACAGGUCCUUUAAAAAUAAAAUUAAAGGGCUUAUUAAAGGCUUAAGAUAGAGUCCUAAAGAGCUAAUGCGGAUUAAAAUUAGAGGGAUCAAAUUUUUAGAGUCAAUUUAUCGAUUCCAAUGAAUACGAUUUAUUAAUCUUCUUUUAAAGAGAUUGGUCAUUUAAGUUAAUCAUUAGGUAGAGAAGAGUGUAAAAAGAGGAAAUAAGAGAAUCUUUAAUGCAUAAAUCAAAUUACGUUGCCUUUUUAAGCGAAAUCAGUUUCAAACUAAUAGUAUAGAAAUAACCCUCUGUUUUUUUGUCCGGCUAAAUUAUAAAAAUAUUAAUGAAUACUUAUAAUUUAUAAUCAAGAGUAAAUCAAGAAAUUUAAAGAGCUCUUUGCAAUGUUUUACAAGGAUAGAUUAGGAACCAUUUCAAAAAUGAAAUCUGUAAUCUGAUGAAAGAAUGUGGAGAAAUCCUACACCUUAAUAUUGAAGAAAAUGACUUAAAGAAGUAGAUGUUGAUGGAAAUGGAGAUGUGGAUUUUUUGA
Molecule: messenger RNA, 999 nt
Organism: Paramecium tetraurelia
Lineage: Eukaryota; Ciliophora; Oligohymenophorea; Peniculida; Parameciidae
Exons: 3
Source: RefSeq, a predicted model, not a curated record